AUGCCUCACGAUACCUCCGUAGGUGUUCAGAAAUGUUGGUAUUCACUUCAAAUUGUGAACUGCUUUUGUAGCGCAAGUUCGUUUGCCAGCUCAUUCUUGUUGCCGCAGCGAAAUGCGUCGCCAAAGCCCUCUUCAUGCCUCGUGCACGGAGAUUUGCCCAUUAAAGUAAAAGAAGAGGAUGCUUCUGAAGUAUGCGGGGUAAAAGUGCGAGAUUUCGUGUCUGACUAUUCGAUUCGCACUGACCUCGUGGUUACUAAAACACAAACCGGAAGAGGCGUGGCCUCUUCGACACUCCGAAUUAUCUUUCCUGCCACUCACAAUUGCACGGCAAUCAAGAAUGAUGAUGUUGAUGAUGAUGAUGAUGAUGAUGCCGAUACUGACGGCUACUGA
Messenger RNA from Protopolystoma xenopodis, 390 nucleotides. The record is from the annotation of a GenBank genome assembly. Lineage: Eukaryota; Metazoa; Platyhelminthes; Monogenea; Polystomatidea; Polystomatidae.